AUGGCUGCAGCUGUAUACAUCAGAGUUUCUCAUACAAAUCAGCAAUCAAAAUUAACUCUUGUUUGUGCAAAAACUCGAGUUGCCCCUCUCAAACGUCUCACAAUUCCACGAUUAGAAUUAUCUGCCGCAUUACUCCUCGCGAAGCUCAUCUCACGCACACAAAAGGCUCUCAACUUGAUCAACGUGCCAGUUACUUUGUGGACAGAUUCAUCGGUCACCCUCGCAUGGAUUAACAGUGAUCCCACUCGUUGGAAGGAAUUCGUUAAGAACCGAGUACGUGACAUUCAUGAAAUCUCACCGUCAGCAGUGUGGAAAUUCAUCUCCACCAAGCAGAAUCCAGCUGAUUGCACAUCACGGGGUUUAAACCCCUCUCAACUCAUGAAGCACUCUCUAUGGUGGUCAGGUCCAGAUUGGCUAACCAAACCUUCUCAUCAGUGGCCUUCAUUCUCACCACUUGAUGUCUCUCAUGAAGACAUGGAAAUGCGAUCGUCGGCAGUACAUGUCGUCUCAUCAACUCCAUCUUUGCCUUUGGAUCAUCUCUUGACUCGAUGCAGCACUUUCACAAAACUUGUCAGAGUCACUGCUACUUUACUACGUGCAGUGGCAGUCUUCAAACGAACCCCAGACUCCAAACUCAGCAUCUCGGCUCUCACUCCAGCGGAUUUGCAAGCGGCUCUCACCCACUGGAUUCGUACUACACAACGAGGAUACUUCGCAUCAGAGAUUCGUAUCCUUUCCCAAGGCAAGCCUCUUCCCAAGUCUCAUGCACUAUCACGUCUGACAGCUCGCAUUGACCAAAUUGGACUCUUACGAGUCGGUGGUCGACUUCAGAACUCUCAGCUUGACGAAGAUAGAAAACAUCCGCCUAUACUUCCGAAAGACUGCGUACUGUCACAUCUCAUCAUCGCACUCUACUUGGAGGAACGCAGCUCACUCUGA
Hermetia illucens (black soldier fly) is the source of this 939-nucleotide messenger RNA. RefSeq lists its product as uncharacterized. Bases 1 to 939 code for a protein of 312 amino acids. Lineage: Eukaryota; Metazoa; Arthropoda; Insecta; Diptera; Stratiomyidae. The transcript has a single exon. The record is from RefSeq and is a predicted model, not a curated record.